Molecule: messenger RNA, 802 nt
Organism: Coregonus clupeaformis (lake whitefish)
Lineage: Eukaryota; Metazoa; Chordata; Actinopteri; Salmoniformes; Salmonidae
Exons: 2
Coding region: 80-802 (240 amino acids)
Source: RefSeq, a predicted model, not a curated record
GUUUAGUGCGACACCCUACUCAGAGACGUGUUCAAGAAGGUUUUCUUCGGCGAUCUACUAUUAAACGGAAUCUGCAAAGAUGGUGAGACAUAUCGUCUAUUGCCUCCUCUGCGAGUCAUCCCAGGACCAGCUUCCCACUCAUUUGCUCCGGACGUGCAUGAAGGACAAUACUCCGGAGGAGCGGCAUGCUGAGGUGGAAAGGGCGAAGGCGUCGCAGAGAACGUGGGCUAAAGAAGGUCGGGUGUGGGACUUCAACGACCUGUCUAGCCUGGUAAAGGACAACGCAUCCUGCAUGGCUCUUGCCAAAACAUUUUUGGAAAGGGGAUUCUUCGUCACCAAUAUGCCUCAGGAAGUGUUGGCAACGGACUCGGCCCGACAAUCCGCAGCGACACGAGUGACUCCGUCCACCAAAAGGUUCAGUCUUCUAGAGUUCUUCAAACCAAAGGUUGAAGCAACAUACGCCCGGCUACGGCUGAAUGACAGCGUUGAAAAGGGGAGACUGAAUGAGUUCAGGAGGUACUGUGUUUCUGUGAUGAUGCUGGAGCAUCACAAAACGCCACGCGCAGUCAUGGAGCUGACGGUAGAGGACUGGCAUAACCGCACAUUGCUUGAUGGAGGAGGAGCUGUCAUCAAAACAACUCACGGCGGCGCACCGGACAGCCUCACGCUGACAAAUGAACAGGAGGCCUGGUUUGACUGCUACUUUUCCAGGGUCCGAUCGGUGUACCUUACGACCCAAGAAAAGCCGAUGUCCGACAAAGGCAGGAAAUGUAAAUUGACUGUCAACAAUGAGUUGUUUUAA